This is a messenger RNA of Lemur catta (Ring-tailed lemur), 1317 nucleotides long. It is a transcript of the gene PTPRCAP, whose product is annotated as protein tyrosine phosphatase receptor type C associated protein. Bases 531 to 1109 code for a protein of 192 amino acids. Gene Ontology annotation, cellular component: plasma membrane. Lineage: Eukaryota; Metazoa; Chordata; Mammalia; Primates; Lemuridae. The transcript has 2 exons. The record is from RefSeq and is a predicted model, not a curated record.
ACAGGUCAGGCCUGGAAUGUCUGGGCCCUGCAAGCUGAGGAAGGACACCCCUGCCGGGGCCCUGGGGCAGAGAUGAGGCCUAGGACAAACGUGGGGCAGACACCGGACCUUCCUCCUCACCUCGGAAUUGGGUUCCCUGGGACUCGGGGUAUGGCCCCCAGCACCCUGCUCUAGGCUGGCACCCCCUUCAAGGCCCCUGGCAUAGCCCUCAGCUUCUCCUCUUGUGAAAGGGAACUUGCACCCCUGGAGCUGGGCAGAGAGCAUGGUGGGGGGAGGCUGGGUUGUACCUUAGCACCCCUCCCCCCACAGCACCCCCCACCUAGCUUGUUCCAACCGCAGACUUCCUCUGGCAGCUGCACCCGCCUCCCCCAGCCCCCAGCCGUGCACGCCUGGGGCCCUCAGGGACAGGGAGUAGAACGGAAACCCUGCAGCUGGGGCAGCCCCGUGGCUGGGAGGGAGAAGAGGGGCCUCAGGGACCCCCAUCCUGAGACCUGGCCAAGCAGGCUCUGCCCCACGCCCUAGGGCUUGGGAUGCUGCUGGCCCUGCCAGGGGCCCUGGGCUCUGGUGGUGGCGCUGAGGACAGUGUGGGCUCCAGCUCCGUCACGGUCGUCCUGUUGCUGCUGCUGCUGUUGCUGCUGGCCACAGGCCUCGCGCUGGCCUGGUGCCGCCUCAGCCGCGACUCGGGGGGCUACUACCACCCAGUCCGCCUGGGUGCUGCGCUGUGGGGCCGCACCUGCCGCCUGCUCUGGGCCAGCCCCCCGGGCCGCUGGCUUCAGGCCCGGACUGAGCUGGCUUCACCAGACAACGACCCAGAGCGGCAGGAGGAUGAGCAGGACAUGGAAGACGACUACAUCUCAGACGGUGGCCUGGAGGUUGGACCCAGAGAAGGCAGGCGGCAGUGUGGCGAGCCAGCGGGCCCAGAGCAGGCUGAGGAAACACCUGACAGUGACACGGAGGGGGGCCCAGGCCUCAGCUCCCUGGGGCCGGCAGGCUCAGGGGGCAGUGCCGAGGCCCUGCUGAGUGACCUGCACGCCUUUGCUGGCAGCGCGGCCUGGGACGACAGCGCUGGGGCAGCCGGGGGCCAGGGCCUCCAUGUCACCGCACUAUAGGAGCCAGUCUUGAUGUCCCAUCCCUGUCAUGGCCACUCAUGGUGCCUCUGUUUCCCAAUCUGCCAGGGCUGGCCACAGCCCCCACCCCACAUGGCAUUCCUCAGACUGUCACCCCUCACCAGUCCCCAAGUCUGUGUACGCUACCCCUCUACAGGAAGGCCUCACAGGCACUGGGCAGCCAUUUGAAAUAAAAGCCUCCAGCCCUGUG